AUGGCUAAACUGAGAGAAGCUCUGGAGCAGAAAGACGCUGAUCUCGUACGUGUCAACAAGGAACGAAAUGAUGCUGAAUGGUUUCUCGGUGAAGAGCGGCAACACUUGAAGGAUGCUAAUCAACGGAUCGCUCUACUCGAAGAGGAACUGAUUUGUGUGAAAGCGAAACAUGCAGAUAUAAUUCACAAUUUGAGGAAUGAAGCAUUCGAGUUGAGUGAAAAGUUGGUUUUUCUUCCUUCUUUUCAUUUACGCAGGAUAAAUAUGUUAUGUAAAAAAUAUGCGCAAUUAAGUGCUCUCCUUGCAACCACUCAAGAAUAUCUGGAAAAACUACAAGUAGAGGCUUCAGAAUUUACAAAUUCCAAAGAGUUGAGGAAAGUAAUCGAAAAUUUGAAUAACGAAUUACAUCAAUGCAAGGCGGAAAAUGCAAAUUUGCUGAAGCAGAAAAACGAUGCAGAAUGGCAACUUGGUGAGCACCGUGAGUGGCUCCGUAUUGCCAAUAAUCGAAUAACUGGCUUGGAGGAUGAAUUAACAUAUAUCAAAGAAGCUGAUAAAAAAACGCUUGAAAUUUUACGUAUGGAAAAUGAAGAGCUAAACCAAAAGAAUGCACAAUUGAAAGCGGAUGUGGAGCAUUUCCAAGACGAAAUCCAAGGUGCGCUGAUGAAGGCAACGAAAGAACAUGAAGGUGAAGAGCAAAACUAUUCCGAAUGCAAAGAAGUUCCAGCACUGAACCGUGGCGAAAAUAUUGAUGAAAAUCUCAGCUCGAUAAGCUGUUUGUUGGAAAAUCUAUGCAAGGAAUUGAAUUAUCAGAAAAUUAUUGAUACCCUUAUGGAGCAACGUAGCAAAGCUGAACAAUUGUUGGAAGAAAGAAAGGAAUCGAUCACUGAUGCUUACAAUAAAAUCGUUGAAUUAGAGAAGGAAAUUUUGGGAAGUACACUGAAAGAAGAAAUGGAAGUUACUGAAAUAAAAACAGCCUACACGAAAAUUGCAGAAGAGACCGAGAAUCGUUCGAAAUAUACUCGGUCAGAAGAAUUUAUAAAAACAGCCUACACGAAAAUUGCAGAAGAGACCGAGAAUCGUUCGAAAUAUACUCGGUCAGAAGAAUUUAUGUACGUUUGA
Loa loa (African eye worm) is the source of this 1116-nucleotide messenger RNA. RefSeq lists its product as hypothetical. Lineage: Eukaryota; Metazoa; Nematoda; Chromadorea; Rhabditida; Onchocercidae. Bases 1 to 1116 code for a protein of 371 amino acids. The transcript has 11 exons. The record is from RefSeq and is a predicted model, not a curated record.